Messenger RNA from Coregonus sp. 'balchen', 5075 nucleotides. The record is from the annotation of a GenBank genome assembly. Lineage: Eukaryota; Metazoa; Chordata; Actinopteri; Salmoniformes; Salmonidae.
GAUCAAAAUGAUCCGCUCGAACACGCCCAACGGCAUCCACGAAAUGAAGUCAUGGGCGUUGAUAGGGCAGACCGAAUGUUUCCGCUAUGCUACUGGCUAGCUAGUUAGCUUACUAGGGGAGGCUGCCUUCGUGGAUUUGCAUUACACUUCAAUGGAUGACCGGACCGAUGGAUGGGUGUCUGAUGGAUGUUUGAAGCAUGUAGACGAGAGUCGCCCUGGUCCACCGAACGCAUGGGUAGAAGAUGAUCAACACCACCAGUACGAGGAAGCGCAGACGGAGAAAACGGGUCCGAACGUCACUCCAUAGUCUACUAGCAACAAACUUUUGAGCAGUCACCGCUAAUGACACUAGCCAGCUUGCUGCUAGCUAGGUGACUAGCUAGCUAACUACACAGCUAGCUAUUAUAUCAAAAAUGAGCUAGCUCGUUGUCUAAUUAGGGGACUUCUAGAGAACGGCGUUGUUAAGGAGUGUCUUGUUCGUGUUUAGUUAGCUAGCUAAAGAUUGGUACGGUUAGCUAAGUUAGUGAACGUUGGCUAGCUAGCUAACGACAUUAUUCGCUGGACAUUGACCUUGUGCACUGGCUAAUAACCAGCUAGCUAGUUAACUAGCUAGUCCGUUAGCAGCAGUGCCAGACAAAUUCUUUAAGAAAUGUGCCAGCCAACAAGGCCGAUGUAAUUACGUGAAACUAACGUUAGUCAGCUGAGUGGCACUUUUGCUAACGUUAUCCUUAGCGAACGUUAGCUACAUCCGCAAUCUCUACACGAACCGGCUUAUCUGGAAUAUUCCGCUAAACGUUUGCUAGUCAGCUAUUAACAAGCUCUGGUACACAGUUAAAAAAAAAAAAUACCGGUCCUCCAGAAUUUGUUUCUUUCUACAUUUCUGUAAUAGUUAUGGUCUGUGUGUUGAUAUCAAUGGUAAACGUGUUUGAAUAGCUGUUUUUCAAGUUUAGCGUUUAGUUAUCCUUAUUUUUGGGCCUGUUGCUCUUGUUUUACAUUUACAUUUUUGUCAUUUAGCAGACGCUCUUAUCCAGAGCGACUUACAGUUAGUGAAUACAUAUUUUUUUAUACUGGCCCCCCGUGGGAAAUGACCCCACAACCCUGGCGUUGCAAACGCCACGCUCUAUCAACUGAGCUACAUCCCUGCCGGCCAUUCCCUCCCCUACCCUGGACGACGCUGGGCCAAUUGUGCGCCGCCCAUGAGUCUCCCGGUCGCGGCCGGCUGCGACAGAGCCUGGAUUCGAACCAGGAUCUCUAGUGGCACAGUUAGCACUGCGAUGCAGUGCCUUAGACCACUGCGCCACUCAGGAGUCUCUUGUCACUUGAGUCUACUCUGGUAUUGGCAUAGCCAGCAGAUCCGACCCACUUGCUGACAGCUGUACUAGGAUCAGAAAGCAUUUCUUUGUAUAUUAAGACACCAAGGAGAUAUGGCUCAGAAAACGUACUGCAAUUCAGGGAUGAAAAAUGCAUUGUACUCCGAAUUGUCCCAUUAUCCCAACUGUUACACCGAGAAGAUUAGCAGUCAUUAAAUCUUCUCAGUGUAACAGUUGGGAUAAUGGGACAAUUCAGAGUACAACGCAUUUUUCAUCCCUGAAUUGAGGUAAGUUUUCUGAGCCAUAUCUUGUGCUGACUCCUUGGUGUCUUAAUAUACACAGGAAUGCUGUCUGACCCUAGUACAGCUGUAAGCAAGUGGGUCAGAUCUGCUGGCUAGCAUUGGCAAUGACAUGUAUCUAGUCAUGAGGGCCUGACUGUCUCUUUCGAAUGUAUUCACAUUUAAUAUUGAAAAUAAAUUUAAACAAUACAUGAAUUAACACUUUCAAUAUCAGAUUUUGCAUUGUCUGCAGGAAAAUGGCAGGCGCAUCAGAGUUUAGCCAUACGACUUCAUUGGAUAGCCUGUAUCGUUAUGGACAUAGAAAAACCAGGCGUGUAUUCAGUUGGGUGAAGAUUGUUUAACAAAUCUAGGCCUGUUGCAAGUAUAGUGUAUUUGAUUGUAGUUGUGUGUUUUCUUGUCAUGUCAUCAGGUAAUGGAAAAAUAAAUGGAACCCCAGUGGAGAGAGAGGACAACCCUUCUGCCCCUGUUCCUGUGGAUGCCCUUCAUUACUCGAGCAGCAGACAACUUAAAACUUCUAACUUGAAACCAAAACCUCCUGGGAAGCUCCUCGCCACUCACAGAAAAGGCAGUAGCAAUAGCCAUUUUAAGAACAGUAUGAACUGCAAAAAUGACACGCCUUCAGAGUUGAAAACACGUGAUAGCAAGAGUGAGUCCAUUGCUUUACCAAAUGGCGUUGUGCUCCUCAACCCUGGCCUUUAUGCUAAUGGUUACCCCAGCAAGCCUGGACCAGACAGUGGUGGCAGUGGUUCUGAGAAUGGAUACAUCACUCCCAAAAAACGCUGGGCUCAGCGGAGUGCAAUGGCUGAGGAGAGUGUGACUGCUGGGCAGGAGAAGGCUGUGCUACAGGCAGCUAUGGUCCCUAACAAACAUGAGAUGGAGCCUCACACUCCAGAGGCUGCCGAAACCGCAGCAGAAUCUCAGUCUCCCACCUCCAUCACAGGUGUCCCACCUGUGGUACAGGCCCCUGUGGAUCAGGUUGGUGAACUACAGUGUAAGAACUCUGAGGGCAAGGCUGCAGCAGGCUCUGUUAAAAAGCUGGAAGACAGACCGGGCAAAGCCAAGCUUACCUCCACAAAAGAGGACUCAUGGACCCUCUUUAAACCACCCCCUGUCUUUCCUGUGGACAAUAGUAGUGCUAAGACAGUGCCCAAGAUCAGUUAUGCAAGUAAAGUGAAAGAGAAUCUAAACAAAGCAGCAGCCCAAGCUGCAGGUGACACCUCAUUUCCCCAAUCCCAGGUGCCAACCAGACUCUCCCAAGUCCCCAUGUCUGCUGUCAAAACCAUCACCUCCCCUAGCUUCACCAAUGGACCCCUAUCUGGAGAGGGGAAUAGCUGCCCCCUCCCUGCGCCCCUUUUUACCACUACUGUUUGCACUGCCCCAAUGCCUGUCUCCCCUCCCCGCAAGUGGGAGAACGAAGCAUCCUUGUCCAGCAACGGCACUGAUAUGUCAGGCGCCCCCUCCAUGACUACCAGAGAACUGAGAAAGGCCAGUCUCCUUGUUUAUCCCCUGGCCACUUCAAAUAUGCAACCCGCCCUCCCCAGCGCCCGCCAAGUGGACUCACCUGCCGCUAAGACAAAUCCCAAAGCUCUGGUGGACAUUUUCCAGAACCAGUGGGGGCUGUCGUUCAUCAAUGAGCCCAGUGCAGGGCCUGGGGUGGGGCCGGCAGUAGUGGGACAGCCAGCCCGGAAAGGCCAGAUCGUGGAGAUCACCUUUCAGGGAGGCGGCCCUGCAGCUUUGCCUCUGCAAGUCUCUGCUACCUCCACUCUGAGACCCGACAAGCCCCUCUUCCCAAAGGCUUACGAGCAGGACAAACAGACUAUCUCUCAAGCCCCUAGCAGUGUUGGGAAAUCAGGCCCUCCCUUGGCUCCUGGCCCUGAUGCUGGGCUGGGAGGCCAAGCCCCUCGCCCAGACACUCUGAGGGGUGAGGCUGGGAGUAGAGGUGCCAUAGUGUCCUCCUCUUCUAAGGACCCUGGUGCUGAGCUGCCUCUUGCCUCUCCUGCUCAUCCUGUGUCUGCUUUGGCCAAGGAGGCCAGCCACCCCAAGGGUUGCGACCCAGGAUCUUGUUGGGGGGCGUUCGAUCUAAAAGCUGCUGUUAUUUAUCACACUAAAGGUAGGUAGCUGUUGCAUCCGAUGUUCAUUCACAAAGUUAAAUAAUUGACCUGCUACAGAAAGAGAAUGGUGCAUGUAAUACUACUGUAUUAUGAAUAUCUCACACUGUACUAAACACAUUGUUUUUAUAUUUUUACAGAAAUUGAAUAUAUUCAGAAUUUACAAAAACAAGGUAAGCUUGUAAUUCCUGCCGUAUGAUUGUGGAGAGAUCGUCAAAAACCUGAAAAGCCUCGUCUUUUAUAUUGGUAUAGUAUGUCUGAGCUAAGCAAAUCUGAUGUCUCCUACUUCUCUCCCUCUAGAUUCAAAAGGAGUUGUGUUCUAUGACCAGUCCAAGGAUGGGCCUGUUCAGUUAAGUCAUGACUGAGCGCUACGCCCUCUCCUGGCUGCCGCCUCAUGAAACGGUGCCCUGGAGGUCACUUAGAACUGCUCCCUCUCCUUUUUGAGACUCACGUUACAGGACUCCUUUGAUGUGAGCAGUUUGUGCCGUAGAGGGGACACAGUACAGCAGCACCACAGACAGAGACCACACUGAGCCUCUUACAGGGAUGCUGUCAUUCGGGAGAUUACAGGAUGGUUGAACAGUGGGGAAACAAGCUUUUUGACAUGAAACGUGUCCACAAGAGUGACUCUUACAUUUCUCCCUCAAUUUCCAUGUUCAGAGACAGGCUUGUUGAGGACAUCAUGUGGGAUGCUCAGUCAGUCACCACCUUGGCAUUCUCGCCCCAUCUUUGGAAUCACAGGAUACUGGAGAGAGAUGGCCUCUCCUCUCUCAGCCUGUCAUGGAAGAGGAAACAUUUGAUUUCUUUAGGAAUUCAAAAUGUUCACAUUUGAACUGUGAGGUAUCACAGAUGCGUAAUUAUGAAUUCAGACCGAAACAAAUGGGAAAUACUUUAACGUUUUAGAAUGGUUGCCUUGUAGAUGUGAAAACAGUGUGGCGGCAAGAAAAACUAGUUGGGGUUUUCUGCUCGAAUUCUAGAUUAAAGUAAACCAAAUAUCAUGGGGAGGCUUUUGUAAGCCCCUGCAAAACAAAUGUUUUAAUUUGGGAUUACGGAGGGGUUGGUUCACAUGUUAUUUUUCCAUGUUAACUGAAUUACACUAAUUAGAAAUCCCAGGUCAUUGGGUGGACGGAUGGAACUUCUUAUUUGUGUUCAAGGUUCAAAUCAUGAGAACAUGCAUCCCUCUCCCAUCGAGGCCUAGUCUGUUGAAUUUCAAAGUACGGUCUCAAGUCUUAGGGCUCUGUUAAUACCUGACUCUUUUUUGGGAUGUUUUUCCUCAGGAUGUGUGGUGGUUACCAACACUGCGCAAAGGCUAUACUUACGUACAUUUUCUUUUAAGAUUUAGGUUUUGGAGUUCUGGC